GUGAAGCGCUGAAGUUGUUUUCAUUGCUUCGCUGCGUUCAGCGACAGACUAGCUCAGUGCACUAUUUUGGGCUGCGAUUCUAACUAGCAAAAUCGCUCGCUGUUUAAAUUGUCGCAUUACCUUAACUGUGCUCUAGAAAAAAACGCAUGCUAUUAUCUGGUAAAAGGGGGCGAUUUCUGUUGUACGAAAUCUCAAAUUGAUUCGGAUUCAAAGUUUACAAGAUGUUGAAAAUGUACGCUUUGCGAGUGUCGAUCGUCGUGUUUGUGGGCUUACUAGGGAAUAUUCACACAACAAAGGCUUCUGCAUCGAAAGAAAACAAUACCUACAUCAUUCUAGCACCAAAUCAGUUUCGCCCUGGAAUGGUAUACACUAUUAAAGUGAGCAUACUGAAGUCUAGUGCCAAAGUGAAUGUGACUGCAGAGAUCGCAUCAGAGACAAAAUCAUUGAUUGAGAAUACUGCUGUUUUCAGUCAAGGGAACACAGGAAAUCUUGAUUUAAAGGUCCCUUUUAAUGAGGCAGUGUCCAGUGAGAAUUAUUACCUCACUGUGAAUGGGUCUGGUGGCUUGGAAUUCAGUGAGAAAUCCUAUGUCCGCUUCAGAGAAAAUGGUUUCUCUUUGAAUAUCCAGACGGAUAAGGGGGUCUAUAAGCCAGGACAAACUGUGAAAAUGAGGAUUUUUGGACUCUUGCCGGACCUGAAGGUUUUCAAAGGAAAGGUGGCAGUGGAAGUUUUGGACCCAAAUACGAACAAAAUGAGUCACUGGGCGGACUUGGAAGAUCCAUCAGGAGUGACAAAGAAGGAGUUUUCUUUGUCCAAUCAGCCUGUCAUGGGUAUGUGGAAGAUUCAAGUAACUGCAAUGGGUCAAACAUAUGAGCGCACAUUUGAGGUCAAAGAAUAUGUGCUUCCAAAGUUUAAAGUGUCUGUCACCCUUCCCCCAUAUGCGACGAAGAAAGGUCUUGAAGAAGAUUCACUUAAGGGCGCCAUCGAUGUCAAGUACACGUAUGGCAAGGGUGUUGAAGGCACGGCCAAUAUCUCCCUUGGUUUUGAUCGUUUCAAGAUGAUUCAGCUGACCCGCACAAAAGACUUGACGGUUAAAGGCUCCAGUUCCUUCUACUUCACAAAAAGGGAAAUUGAGGAUCUUUUCAAACAGCAAUACCCGUGGUCGCAGCCUCAGUACUUGUACUCCAGCCGCUGGUAUUCACUCGUCGUAAACGCAACUUUUGAAGAAAAGCUGACGGGUCGCAAGGCGAGUGGGGAAAGCACCAUUAGCUUCUUCUCAUCAGAUGUUAAACUGGAGUUUCCUUCGUUCAACCCGAACAGCUUUAAGCCAGGACUUCUGUUUGACGCUGUGCUUCAGGUAACCCAACCCGAUGGUUCCCCUCUCAGCCCCACCCGGCAGCAAGACAUGAAGGUGACCAUACACCGCAGGUUCACCUACGGAGAGUACGAGAGCGCCGAUGCUUACACACCUAAAGAUGGGGUUAUCGUCAUUCAGAUCGACGUCCCUAGCAACGCAACCAUAGUCAGUCUUUUGGCAAAGUACAAAGAUGACAUCAACAAUAAAGAUGAAUAUGGCGAACAGGCGUACCUCAAUGCUGAGAAAGCACUAUCCCCUAGCUCCUCCUACUUACAACUACAAACCUCUACCCCAGCGGUCAAGGCUGGAGAGGCGAUACAACUCUCGUUGAAGAGCAGCUUCAAGUUGUCCUACAUCGUCUACCUGGUUUUGAGCAGAGGGAACAUACGGGACAUGAGGUCCCAGUCUAUCACGGGCGGUGCUACCACAGCCACGUUCAGCAUUGCGUCGACCCACGUCAUGGCUCCAUCGGCCCAAGUAGUCGUGUACACAAUCCGUCCCGAGGGGGAGGUAGUGGUGGACAGUUUGACGGUCACCGUUGAAAAGCCGUUCGCAAACGAGGUCAGCGUCUCGUUCAGUCGAGAUUCCGCGAAGCCUGGUGACCAGGUCAAUCUACUCGCCACAGCAACCCCAGACUCCUUGGUGGCAUUCCGUGUGGUGGAUAAGAGUGUGUUGCUGAUGGAUAAAGACAAUGACAUCACGUGUAACAAGGUGCUGAGUGAUAUUCAAGGGUAUUCUCCUUCCGGAGGCUACCCCUGGUGGGAGUGGAACUGGUUCGUCCCCGGCCGUCGCCGCCGUCGCAUGGUCAUGCCUUUUCCUGUUUCUGGUCAAGACGCCAAGUCCGUAUUUGAGAACUCUGGCUUGCUGGUUUUGUCGAAUUGCUUGGUGUAUUCCGUUCCUUCGUCGGAUUACCCGUAUUUACGAAAAGAGUUCGCCAUGGAAGGUGUUGGUGUUCCUGUAUCGACCGAUGCAGCAGCUGGGAAACAGCCACUCGCUGAAGUUUCUAAGGUUCGAACGCUUUUCCCGGAAACCUGGGUCUGGAGUGAAGUCAACGCGAGUUCGUCCGGCCAGGCAGCGAUCUCAACAGCUGUUCCAGACACCAUCACCUCGUGGGUCGCAAGCGCGUUUGCUCUUUCACCGACUACAGGAUUUGGCGUGGCCUGCAACCCAUCAAAGCUUCAGGUGAUGCAGCCGUUCUUUGUGUCGCUGGAUCUUCCCUACUCCGUGAUCCGAGGAGAGGAGGUCGCCAUAAAGGCACUUGUCUUCAACUACCUUCAACAGCCUCAGGAGGUUACAAUCACCCUGAAGGCCUCUAAACACUGGACCAUCAUCAACGAGCUAAGCCCCCGAGGUGCGCCCGACCAGGGAGAGCCUAAAGACACCGAGUACAAGAUGACCGUACCCGCUAACGAGGGCAGGGCAGUGUCUUUCCCCAUCACCCCCAAGACCCUGGGUACCAUACCGAUCAUUGUGCAGGCCCAGUCAGUCAGCGCCGCAGAUGCCGUCCAAAGAAUUCUCAUAGUCGAGCCGGAAGGCGUGGAACAGGAAUACUCUUACACAGUGCUAGUAGACCUUAACCAGACUUCGUCGUUCUCCAAGUCCAUUGAACUCGCUGUACCUGACACUGCAGUCGAGGGCUCAGCCACGGCCAAAGUCACUGUCGUGGGCGACAUCAUGGGCUCAUCCUUCAGCAAUCUCGAUAACCUUCUGCGCAUGCCGUAUGGGUGCGGUGAGCAGAACAUGGUGAACUUUGCCCCAAAUAUCUUCGUGCUCAAAUACCUGACUGCUGUUAAGCAACUGACGCCUGCGAUACGCAACAAAGCCGAGGUCUUCAUGAUUAAGGGUUACCAGAGGGAGCAGACAUACCGUCACCCAGAGGGGUCAUACAGUGCGUUUGGCGAGAGAGACAAAGAGGGAAGCAUGUGGUUGACGGCCUUCGUGGUAAAGUCGUUUGCUCAGGCGCGAAAGUACAUUUACAUAGACGAGAAAGCCCUGGAUCAAAGCAUAUUUUGGAUGGUCUCCAAACAAUCUCCGUCUGGUGCCUUCCCUAAAGUAGGCACCGUACACAGCUCCUAUCUCAAGGGAGGGCUGCAGAGCGAGAUUGCUCUCACUGCUUUCGUCGUGAUUGCCCUGGCGGAGGCCAAGAGUCAGGACAAGGGGGCCAUAUCCGCCCAAGCCAACGCCCUUCGCUACCUCGAGACCAAUCUCCAAUCCGUGAUCAGCAAACAAGACGCCUACACCCUGGCUAUUUGUACCUACGCCAUGGCGCUUACAAACAGCAGGUCGCUUAGUAAGGCCAGGACAGCGCUGACGGGGCUUGCAACAGUCAAAGAUGGUACGAUGUACUGGACUGACGGCAAACAAGACAAACUAGCCGGCCCUUCACGCCCGUACUACAGACCCAGGUCAGCGGACAUCGAGAUCACGGCUUACGCCCUCCUCGCCAUUGGGCAUAAUAAAGACGUGCAGACCGGGCUCCCUGUGGUGCGAUGGCUGUCCCAGCAGAGGAACUCGUUGGGAGGGUACUCGUCUACUCAGGAUACAGUGGUCGGUAUACAGGCCAUGUCUGAGUUUGCCUCCUUCAUCUAUUCACCUUCUAUGGACUACACUGUGACGCUCACAAACACAGACGAUAAUACAUUCAGCAAAACCUUCACUGUCAACGCGGCGAAUUCCAUGAUCCUGCAAGAAGCUGAUAUUACCAAGGUCGAGGGCUCGUUGCGCAUCACAGGAAAGGGUCGUGGUAUCGGGAUUGUCCAAGUGGGCGUGUCCUACCACGUGGACAAACCGCCUGUCGAGGCCAAUUUCAACUUCACCAUCGAGGUGUUAUCCGAGGGCAAGUAUGACAUGGAGACUCGAGCGUGCGCAGUGUGGGGAGGUGAAGGCGACGGGUCAAACAUGGCGGUCAUGGAACUUGGCGUCUUCUCUGGCUUCACACCGGAUAGGGAGUCAGUUGCUAAGCUGCUGGUCGACAAGCAGAACUCUGUCAAGCGCGUGGAAGACGAGACCCGCAAGACAGUGGUCUACUUCGAUACGAUCACCAAAAGUAAGACGUGCGUGCAGAUCCGCUAUCAGCGCGCCUACGCCACUGGAAAAGUGCAGGCGGUACCCGCGGCGGUCUACGACUACUACGCUCCAGAAAAUCGCGCCACAGCGUUAUACUCAUCCAGACGCAAGGACGCCGGGGUAUGCCGGGAAUGCCCUGACUGCAUCGGCUGUGAUCACACAAUCGUGGACCCUGACGACGGCCAAUCACGCUCUCCAGGCACAGUCCCAACACUCUCUGCUCUGGCCGUGCUGUGUGCCUGGACACUAGUAUCAUAUUUAUAAACUUUGUAGCUGAGGCGUAGCGUUACGAUAAUACGGGCUUUCUAGCUGUCAUUGAGGCGCUACAAUAUAUCCAUGAAAAAAAUCAGCAAUAUCUAGAUCUUAAUCCAUGCUAUUCAUUGCGAGUGCACUAUCGCAAAAGCCAAGAUUCUCGACAUUUGUUCAAAAAGGCUUAACCUGGCUUAGGAGUCGACUCUAUUCUUUUGUGCAUAAUAUUUGUCCGAACACGACGUAGAGGCGUGACGUGCCUUGUAGCAAUUUUAAGAACUUUUUUUAUAAUUUUUUUUAUAUUGAGAAAUAAUGCUGUUAGCAUCAGGUUAAAAUGUCCACGCAAAGUAUUUCUUUGCGAAAUUGUACGCAAUAGGCCAGCGAGACAACAAAUAUCUUGAUAUUUUUAACGCAGGCCUCUAUCUAAACCAGCUUUUGGCCUGCUUAGGGGCAGUCGCACGUCAAAUUAACACCGUUAAAUACACCGUGGAAUCGUCAUUUCGAGAGAGAGCGAAAAAGACGGCUGAAAGAGUAUGUAGAUGUCAAAUCCGUUUGCAUCGCGCGGAAUUCACUAACAAAAAGACAAUCAAACAGCUUUUAGAUAGUGUCCAGUAGUUUUUCUCUGUGCUGGGUCGGUGACGGUAGCAUUCUUGAAAAAUACCGCUACCGGUGCGACUGCCUCUUUAAAUAUUGCUUAUAAAUAAAUAUUUCGCGGCCUUUAAAAGCAUUGUAUUGGAAAUUGUCACUAAGGAACAUCGUCAAGACAGCCUUAGACAGCUAAGGUAUUGUAUACUUUCUAAAUUAUAUCCAAUUCAUGUACUCGUAUUAUUAAACACAUCCACGAA
Molecule: messenger RNA, 5515 nt
Organism: Nematostella vectensis (starlet sea anemone)
Lineage: Eukaryota; Metazoa; Cnidaria; Anthozoa; Actiniaria; Edwardsiidae
Product: CD109 antigen
Exons: 37
Coding region: 222-4685 (1487 amino acids)
Cellular component (GO): extracellular region
Molecular function (GO): endopeptidase inhibitor activity
Source: RefSeq, a predicted model, not a curated record